AUGUGUUGCGGAAAGAUGCAGCUGCAAGUUGCGUUCGUAGGUCCGACGAGAGCCGCUGAGCCGGUGACUCGGUGGGCUCCUAGGGAGAGAUUUUGCUCGGCUCAGCCUCUCGGCCGCCUUCUCGAACGUUCCGAUCGCCACGCCCAGCUUUUUUCUCCCCACAGGGAUUUCGAGGUCCAGAGAAAGAAACAGACAAUAAAACCUCGUCAGCUGUGCACUAAUAACCUGAAAGAAAAGUACAAAUUGGCUAUAGUUAUGGUGUAAAAUAAUGCCAUUGAACCUAAAACAAGUCGACAGCAAAAUCAAUUUCUUCAAAAAUAUUAAGCGCAUUCUUCAAAAUAGAAAAAAAACAGGAAAGAAAAACAAUGAAAGAAAAAUUCGGGAAAGAAAAAAUGCUCGAAAUUUAUCAAAAUAUACAUAAAUUGGCUUCAAAACCAAAUAUUUACCAGAAAAGUUCAAAAUACAUCAUUUCUCAAAUUUCGCUGUUUCUUUGAAAUAAAAGUUCAAAACGAAGAUAAUUUGGAUAUUUCAAUUCUAUUCUCCUCCAUAAAAAAAUAUUCAAAAAAAGAAGGAAAUGCCUUGAAAAUGAUGAAUUUAGCUUAAAAACCAUGUAAAAUUCAUUUUUUGCGAUUCAAUGAUGAAAAGUUCAAAAUAAAUCAUUUUUACCUUUAUUCACCCAGACGACAAAAAUUGAAUAUGAGUUAAGUGUUCCUCAUAAAGUGUUCAAAUUUAAUCCAAAGUUGAAAAAAAUAAAAUAAAAUCAACAAACAAAUACUUUUAAAAUUUCGUAUCAUGCAUUUGUACGUCUCAGUGUCUACACCAUCGGUAUUUAAUCCCACGCCACUUGGUCAAAACAGUUGCCAUGGCAAAAAAAAAAGAGAUGCCACGUGGCAUCUCAUUUUUUUUUAAAUGACCUCGAUCAAACUUUCAUUCAUUUUUCACUUAUUUCGCGAGUGGUUGUGCUCAAUUAGCUCCAGAAGAUGAGUUGUUUUAUCAAUAAUUUUCGUAUUAGAAUAAUUAAAAAUGACCUAAGAUAGUAAGCGCUAGUAGAUUAGGCCCGUGGGACUCCCGGAGUGCCGAUCCUCCUGCGCUUUUCAGUGCAUUUGAAUACGCAAAGUCACGCUGAAGCCCAUUCCAGUGGCCGAAGCAGAAACUGUUGACAGCGCGAUGCUGGCAAAGCGAUGAUGGGACCCCCACGGAAAAUGCCGUUACGGUCUUCGGCGUGUAG
Messenger RNA from Caenorhabditis auriculariae, 1228 nucleotides. NCBI's taxonomy places the organism in Eukaryota, Metazoa, Nematoda, Chromadorea, Rhabditida, Rhabditidae. The record is from the annotation of a GenBank genome assembly.